This is a messenger RNA of Amoebophrya sp. A120, 26612 nucleotides long. The record is from the annotation of a GenBank genome assembly. Lineage: Eukaryota; Dinophyceae; Syndiniales; Amoebophryaceae.
AGAUGAAACAGGAGCUGUUCUUUGUGCGUCAACUUUGUCAGCAGGAACAAUGGGGUCCAUCCUCUUUUCAACAUGUAUCACAGUAGAAGUAGACCCUUCUGUAGCGUCGAUCAUGUUGCCACCUUCUAGAAGAAAACACAGUUGAAUUGACAAUGUAAGUACUAACCUCCGCGGUUGCACAUUUGUUUCCACCUAGUUUCGCGGCUUCCGUCUUUGUGAUCGCUAAAGUAAGCUCGUCGUAGAAACACGUAAAAUGCGUCUCCGCAACACGGGCAAGCGUUCCGGGCAGAAAGAAGUCUGGUACAGCGACGCGCCGUAUCCACAGUAAAUUUCCCGUACACGUACAAACGCUAACGCAGCCUCUACAUGACAAAACUGGGCUUCCAUCCUAGUUUAGCAUGACAAGUGUUACACUCCAAAUAAGUGAAAUUUGUGAUGCAUCUUGUACAUGUACUACGGGUUAACGCUAGACCGCCUCUUGUGCUACUGAUUUUUGAUCAAUUUUUGAAGCAUUUGUGAAGAAAGCACUUUUUGAGAAAGCGAAGCUCCUGCCUGCUGUUUUUCGGGCUCGAAGUCCGCUGGUCGUGACGUUGCAGUCCUUGUUGCGACCCGACUCCACUCGCUUCCUCGUGCGGGCGCGUGGUGAAUCGCGUGCACAAUAUUGCGUGUCAUCCGCGGCAGUCGUGCGAAGCAACAUCACGUCGCUCUGCGCCGCCCCUGAGUCAGCCUCUGAAGGAUGGCUGGUUUGGAUUCAGACGAUCCUGAAACAGUCGCCACUUGUUGCGGGGAAUCAACAAGAAUGCCUCCGGUCAAUUCGCCGGUAAGUGCAGCCGGUCCACAAUUGUUGAGAAAGAUCCACAAUUGUUGAACGCAGUCACUUAGACUUGAAGACGGUCAAGAUAUUUUGACAGCAAUCAAGCAAUUUGUGACGGCAAUCAAGCAAUUUUUGACGGCAAUCAAACAAUUUUUGACGGCAAUCAAGCAUUUUGUGACGGCAAUCAAACAAUUUUUGACGGCAAUCAAGAAAUUCUUGAAGAGAGUCAAAAAAAAGUCAAGUUCUGCGUCCCCUACUGUGGCGGUCAAUUUUGACUUGCGUUUGACUCUUUUUUGACUCUCUUCAAGCGCUUUUUUUUGACGUGUCGGGAUUUCGCUUCAGGUUCCGGCGUUCUCAAGAUUCAUCUGCAACCAAAUGACGUUGGUUCGUCCGCGCCCUUUCGGCUUCGGGCGACCAACUCGCAUGAAAAGCCCGGGGCGCGCGGCCCUUCGGGCCGCUAACUGUACUUCUGUAGCUGCAUCCGUAGGAUUGGAAGCCCACCUCUUAUGGUGAGAGUUGUGGCGUUGGUGGUUACAUACCACUGGGGACCGUCGCUCUUGUUAGCGGCUUGCCACACCAAGGGCUGUUUGGAAGCUACAGCCGAUUUGACCUUGGCAGCUUCGUCUUUGCCAUGUGUCGCGUUUUUGUCGCGUGACACCAUCGGAACAAACCGCGACUUGGUAAAGCAGAAAUACCGCGCACGCAGGGAAACGGAACGCGCUUUGUUUGCCGUCGCGCCCCUGUUUCGGUUGUCGGGGGGCAGCCGGAAAGAGCUCGGAAAGUCGCUGUGCGUAGUGGGUCCAUUUUCAAAAUGGCCUUUCUUCACAAAUUCGUCAAAAAUGCUUCAAAUUGAAUUACACGACGGGACGGCUGAGGUUAACUACGGGAAAUUUGUCUUGCAUACGCCGCCUCGGACACAGAAAAUCAAAACAGACGAUGGAUCCAUCCAGAAGGAGGAAAUCGUGAUCAAAACGUGGCAAAAACUCCCGUCCGACUUACUAGAAGAGUGGUGCACGAAGAAGAAACGGCCGAAACCACUGUACCUGCAAGCAAAAUCCUUUCAGGAGAACGUCUUGCGGUUUCGGGUGAUUUUGAGACCACCAGCGGUGAACCACAAGGGAGCAAGGAAUGAGGACGAGGAUGGUGCAGAACGAACUGCGAUAACCGCACAGCAGGACGACUUGGUUUUUUCGCCGUUUGAGUCGACAUUGAAGUCGAAAAAAGCGGUGAUCGCGAAAGAGGAGGCCGCGAUUGUGGCGUAUUUCUGCGUUUUUACGAGCCCGGAUCUGGCUCUGGUGGAAAAGGAUGAACAGAAGGAGGUACAAAGUCAAUAAAUUUCCGUUUUUGACUACAGUGAUUACUGCACAUGAAAUUGGUAGGCAAGUGCCUAAAUUUCGUCUCGUGGGAUGGCAGUCGGCCCCCUCUGCAUUUACUUAUUAGCCAGCAGUAUAUCUAUUGUUUCAGGUCCGAUAAAAGAAUGAAGUGCUCCUAUCAUGAUGUAAGCAACAGUUUCAACAAAGCAUAGUUCACUCGGAUUUUGCGAGCCUUCUGGCUUGCGCCGGUGACGAUGCCAAACUUUCACUCUACCAACGCUGAUAAGUUUAUACGAGAGCCACAUGAGCAGAUAGAUGUAGAGCUGAUCUGCAUUCUUGCAGGAUGAGAAUUAUACAAAAGUUUUGUCUUGCGCAAAAGAUCAUUACAAUGAUGCAGACAACAGUUUUCAUCUCACAAGCAUAGUUCACUCGGACCAUUGCGCGUGACGAACAAUAACUUUUCACUCUACCAACGCUGAUAGAAGCAAAUCUGUAUUGCUGGAUGUACGAAAGUGAAGGCUCUGUCUUGCGCAACCCGCAUGAUGAACAAGACGAAUGCAAAUAUGAUGGCUACAAUGAUGCAGACAACAGUUUUCUCACAAGCAUAGUUCACUCGGACGAAUGUGUGUGACGAAGAAUAACUUUUCACUCUACCAACGCUGAUCUGGCUUCAAAUGCGAAUUUCUAUUGCGCAAGACAGAGAAGUAAUCUAAGCCUUGUUUAGUUUCCUUUAUGUGCUGCAUCUGCUGCACUAGCAUUACGAAAGUACUGCUCGAUAUUCCACCCACCACAACACAGCACGCCAAAGCGGCCAAAAACCGGCGUUUCGUCCCCUCCGUUUCCGAGAAAUUGCACCAGAGUCCUGAGUUCGCCGAAGUGCUCCGCGUUCUACCGGACCCCUGGAAGGGCUUCUGGUACCACAUGGCGAAGGGGACGAAGGGGUGCAUGCAGGUGGAGCGCUGGCUCUCUGCGCCGGGGAACGACGGGAAAGAUGGCAGUGAUGACGAUGAAGACGAACAAUCUGGUGCGCAAAGCGGUACUGCGAGUGCUUCUUCGUACAAGGCCCCUGUCAUCCAGAAGCCGCUCUCCGCAGCUGGAGCAGCUGCAACGGCAGCGAAUACGGCGAAACAGCCCGAGGUGGUGAUCUUGAACAAAAUCACCCGGCUAUGAGAGUGCACAACUUCCCUUCCCCCUCAUUUGUGUGGCAUAAACAGCAAUACAAGCGUCGACAAGAGUUCAGGUUUUGCAUGACAAUGUCACCGAGGAUUGUAGUGCUGUUUGAGGUAUUCCAGAACUUGUCAUGCAAAAAGUGCCAAGGGGCAAAGGGUGGAUUUGGAAUUUUGCAUUACACAUGACGGGGAGGGGGAGUUGUGCACUCUCAUACCGGGCGCAGGAGACCGAGCGGGAAUUCUUCGCGGAGCAGGCCGUAUCCUGUGCAACGGUAUCGUACUCGUACUAGGUGCGUUUAUGCAUUACAAAUCUCCAUCCCAAGGUAAAACAGCAUGGCAAAUGGGUUUGUCUUCAUGCUGAGCUAAUUUGUAUUGCAAUUACUACUAGUACGAUACAGUUGCAGUUCAUAGGCGGUCCAGCCCAUCUAUUUUGCGAAGAAAUUGAGGAAAGAAGCGCUGAAGGCUUUGCGAGUCGAACAGGAACUGGAAGACCAGUCUGCUGCGUGGCUUGAGAAGUUGAAAGAAUACGAGAAGGAAGAACUGUUGGAGGACGGAGAAGACGUUCUUGAUGACGCCGCCUCUACCGCACCAUCUACCGCCGCUCAGUCGUCGUUGCUCGGAUUGUCUAAAAUUGAAGAACAGCUGGAGAAUAAACGGAUCCAAAAGCUGUUGAAACACUACGUUCUCAAAGUCGGUUUUGAUCCAAGAGACGUGAUUGCUGCGAUUUUGAUGACGAAAUCCGGGACGGAUGAAGAGGUGCAGACGUUUUUGUCAACAAACAUACCCGAGGAGUUUUUGCCGGAAGAGUUUAAGGUCCGAGGGCAAUUUCAGACGUAUGCGAAACUGAGUUCCACUUUCAAUCCGGCAGAUAGAACGAAUCAUGCAGCCGGAAGUACAACGGCUCUUGCACCGACGCCGGGCAACAAAAACGAUGCCAGCGCUACCGGUAGUACAACUAGUACAUCAAAGAAGAACAAAAACUUCGAAAAGUUCCGGGACGAAAUCGAAGCGCAACUGGCUCCCUUGAUUGCCAAGGAGGGAAAGUUUGGAUUUUUGGGUUUGUGGAAACGGUACGAGGAUGAAAACGAGAAUGAGAUGAAAAACAAGCAGCUGAAGUCCGACCACGAGCUGAUCGCGAUCGACACGGGAAAAUCGGGACUGGUUUCACAGCAUUUAGGGGCGGGAGGGAACACAUCGGGCGACCGCAAGCUUGCGAAGCAUCUGAAUUCGCAGCAGAAUAAUUCGGUGAUUCGUGGUACUAUCGGAGCAGCAGCUGCUAAGUCGCCCAGCACGAAAACGUCAGGCACUUUUAGAUAUCAAGUGCAAAAAUGUCUGGGUCUGGAAGAAUGCAUGUCUGUUGGUUGGUUGGUUGGAUAGCGCCUGUCGCCGGUGCAGGUCCCGCCCUCCAUCGAUUGCGAUCCGGAGUAGCCGGAACUCAAGGCCCUAGUGGCACAAUCGAUCGACGAAGCCCUUUAUAACCAGGUCACAGUCAUCCGGCUGCCCUGGAGUCAUUCGCGGGCCAGGCAACGUCUAGGAGCUACGGAUUACUUAGGGAUCUUGAUGGGCGAGACAGGUCACAGUCAUCCGCCUUCAUAUUCGCAUGCUUGUCUGGCAUGACUCUUAAAAAUCUGUCAUGUACCUUACCCAAGAGCUCCAUUUUUCUGUGAUGCAGAAACGCAGCCUGUCAUGCAGAAUAGGCAACACCUAGAAGCUCAGAGACUUGCCAUGCUGAGCCAGCAUGUGUGGCCUCAUCAUGAGACGCCACCCAGCAUCACAAGUUUCCAGACCCAGACAUUUUUACAUUGGAUAUUAGACCCUCAAGCAGAACAGAACCCUUGAAAAACAGUUCGGAUAUCCUGUGCAAAAGUAUCGUACUCGUAUAAAUGCAAGUCUUGCGUCACAAAUCCUUUUCUUAACGUAAAUCCGCAUGACAGAUUUUAUUUCUCACGCUGAGGCAAUUUGUAAUGCAUUUAUACGAGUGCGUGCUCAAUAUAUCCCACCAAAAAAAUCGAUCAUACUCAUACAGGGCCGCAAAAAGCCCAAAAAUCGCUAUUUUUUCAAUUUUUUAUUUUCAAAAAUUUUUCGCGGUGUCCGGCAGACCCGGGCAGCCGCUUCUGUUUUGGUGCUCUUAUGACGUAAAUAUUGCGCGGCCUAUCUUCUUUGGCUGCUUGGAGUAGUUUCGCUACUCCAGCAACUAAGAGGCGGCAGCAGGCCGAGUAGCUAUGAGGAGGCGGAUGCUACUCCAAUAGGGCCGUCAGACAAACCACAAAGAAGAUGGCGCAACUACUGGAGACCAAUACCAUUGCGCGGCCCUGUCCCAUUGAUUUCGUUGGCGUUAUGGCCAUGGGCCUGCAUUUCUGGGCACAUGCCGAGGAGCCCGAUACCCCGCCUUGGCCUUACUUACCACCAGCUCCUCGUCGGGAUUUUAACUGCUUUGCCCCCCCCCAGACCGGCAACGCCGUCCAAUCUGGAGAGACUGCUCGCGCACUUUCUGGCCCCAGAUGAGCUAAGGCAAAGUGGGCACAUGAUUGGCCUCGAAAAGACGGCCAUUGCAUGCGGAUCAAAAAAAUCGAUCAUAUCACUUUCGGGCGCCGGAGACCUCUUCCGGGCCGCCCCAUCAGCGGAGUCGAUUUGCUGAACUUCCACAGCUGAAUUUGGCAAGAUUUUCGCACUUUUUCGAAGUUCGAAAAAAUGCCGAUUUUCGAUAUGAUCGAUCGGCCUCAAAAAAUGGCCGUUAGCUCGGUCCCAAAAAAAUAGAUCAUACAUUUUUGCGAGUAUGAUUAAUGCCAUUUUUUCACUUUUUUCAAAUUUUCUAAAAGAAAAUGGCAGCUUUUGGCAUAUGAUCAAUUUUUUUGGGCCGCUGCUAUGGUGAAAAAUUUGCAAAUUUACAGUUUUUGAAAAAACGCCAAUCGCGGUGCUACGGCGCAGGUCAGCAAAUAUGAUCGAUUCCGGACUCAGCUCGUGCUAAAAAAAAUUGAUCAUACCGCAAAAGCUGUCAGCUUUUGCCGAUUUUGCCACGUUUUGUUGGCCGUUUUUCCACGUUCUCCGCACUGAAAAUUGCUGUUUGAGAUGGCCUUUUUUGGUCCCGUCCCUGGUCGAUCGCUCUGGCGGCGAUCCUGUGGAGGCGUGCCAGAGGAUGCCACCGGAGGUCUGCCCAAGAACCCCAGAACGCCUCAAAAUAGAAGGCCCAGCCCUUAGGCUUUUGCGCGGCCCCCAGCACAACCCAUGCAUGUUUGUCGCAGCACCGUCUCAGCGGGGCUAGAGCUGGCAUCCUGAAGGCCAUUCCUUUCCUCCUGGGCCGAGCAUGUGCCAGGCUGCGUGGAUCCUUUGCCUCCAUCCAUGUGACAGGCUUGGGAGCGGGAGUUAUGAGAGACAAGCGCCCGACGGCGGGGCCGGUAGGUGAGGAGGGGCUUGGACCGGUAAGAGGGGGCCGGCAAGAGGCCGAAGAGCAGAGCCAGGACAAUUGUCGCGGGCGACAUAUCCGCGCCAGUCGCCUCCUCGUAGCUAGUUGAACUACUACAGGCAGCCAGUCCAGAGCUCAGCAACGUUGCCGCCCAAGCAGAAUGCUCCAGGCCUUACCUCCAAGCCAUGCAAAUUUUCCGCCGAAAAAGAAAAAUCGCUGCCGAAAUACAGGAUUUUUGUUAAAAAAGCGCAGGCUUUUUUCAAAAAAGUAGCAUUUUUUGUGUCUUGAAUUCGGCCAAAUAUGAGUAUGAUCGAUUUUUUUAGUGCGAUACAAUACUUUUGCAGUUCAUAUCGGAUCAUCAGGCACAAAACGACUACAACGGCUCUGCCAGCAGCAGCGCAAGUAGCUCUUCUGGGAAAGACAAUCGAGCUGCGGGAAUAAAAAAAGAGCACCCGUCGGUACGGAUAAAAGGGUGGGCGAAAUCUUUCCUGCAGUCUCGCGAGCACCAGAACGGACAGCAGGUGGAGCACUUUUUGCAGAUCAUCGAGAUGUUUAGCGCAGGGAUAAGUCUGGAUAACGCGGGAGCAGCCGCGCGACAUACAGUGGACCACGGCCCAGAUCAAUAUCAAAACGAAAUCGCCACCGGUCUCGAUUCCUGCUGCGAAAUUUUUCAAGCCGAGAACUUGAGCGAGGCUUUUGUUGAGAACUUUCGGAGGAAAUGGAAGCAGGAAUUUGAGGAAAGUGCCAAGGAAAUAAAUCAUGACGACGAGGAGUUAGACGACCCUCCGAUCGAAUCUGACGACACGACCCCUGCUGCGCAUCAUGAUGGCGAGGGAAGUUCCUCCGCGACCUCUAGCUCAAGUGCGGUUUUUACGAAAACAGGGGCCGCAAUGACGAGCAGGCAGAACGACGACGACGACAACGACCUUAGGACGAAGCCGAAAGAGCAAGUUUUUACGAACGAGCGGUUUCUGAAAGACUACCGCUACGUAUGACAGUGCACAGCUCCCCCUCCCCCUCAUUUGUAUUGCAUGAACAGCAAUACAAGCAUCAGCAAAAAUGCCGGCUUUGCAUGACAAAUCUACACUGGAUUGCCAUGCCAUUUGGACUACCAGAACUUGUCAUGCAAACAAUGCCAAGAGGCAAAGGGUAGAUUGGGUAUUUUGCAUGACAAAUGAGGGUGUUCCGGGCUGUGCUUUGUGCACCCCUCGGACCCCGCACCCCCCCGGGCUUUAGUCGCGCAGUCUGUUAAGCAUGACAAAUGAGGGGGAGGGGGAGUUGUGCACUGUCAUACUACGAGUACGGCAGUUGGUUUCAGGGGAGUCCGUACUUCGGCAUGGAGGUGCAGGAGCUUUGCACCACAGACAGCAGCGCGUCAACGUCUCAUGGCGAAGCUAGCAUGACAAAUAGCAGUGCCUAUGGGGAAGUUAGCAUGACAAAUCAUGCUUCAACACAAAUAAACGUAGAAGAGCCGGAUUGGAACGACCCGGGGUGGUGGUGGGACAAAAAACAGAAAAAAUGGAGGCACGAAGCGAUGGAAAAGGCUGCUAAGGCAGCAAAGCAGAAAUCCGGCGCUUCAUCUCAUCCUACUAGCAAAAGCAACACAGGCGCUGCACCGUCGUCCACCUCCUCUGCACAUCGCUCUCUGAUCAACAACCCAGCGGUUCUAAAUUCCCUGAAACACCGCGGCAACAAGGAUCUCCCCGCGUUCAAAAUGAAGCAGAAAUUUCGGGAGUUGGUUAUGACCCGCUCAAACAUUUACAAUUUCAAACGUUAGAGUAGAAUCAGGAUUUUGUCUUGCAUUACGAGCAUGACAGACCCGCACAGCGUUCCACUUUCUGCAAUACAAAUUUCGCCAGAGAUUUUAGUGCGGUUUGGGACUUCCGAACUUGUCAUGCGCAAUCCCAUGAGACGAGUUGGCUAGGUCAUGCACUUCUUGCAUCACAGACUUCCAGACUCUAUUGCAACGCUUGAGAUUUUUGUAACACCUGAGCAGGUUAUAUUGGUCGCUGAGCAGGACGUCACGCUGGUUCUCGGGCAAACCGGUUGCGGAAAAUCGACACAACUGCCCCAGUUUCUUCAGGGCAACAUCGUCUGUACGCAGCCACGGAAGCUCGCGGCGAUCUCGUUAGCGCAACGGGUUGCGAGCGAACGGGGGGAAAGUCUGGUACAGCAGAGCAGCGGCGCCGGCGUAGUUAAUAGGGCCACUAGCAACACAAAUUCCGUGGGCUACUGCGUUCGUGGGGAUGUGAAUAUUCCCAAAACGACGGAACUGGUUUUCUGCACUGUGGGUGUGUUGAUCAGAAAGUUGCUGGAAGACAACAUAGACUUCACCCACUUGGUCAUCGACGAGGCGCACGAAAGGCUAUGCAAUGCAAAAAUGUCGUAGUAACUCAUACUAGUAAAUCGCAGUCAUGCAUUACAAAUCUGUUCAUCAAGGUAAAACCGCAUUACAAAUUCCAUUUCUAAUGCUGACCAAAAUUUGUAAUGCGAGUUCCACUAGUACGAUGCUUUUGCAUUUCAUAAAGGUCGCUCGACAUCGAUUUCUUGCUCAUGCUGGUCGCGAACCACUUCCGGCAUUGCAGGAAUUCGUCUGCAGCUACUUCGGGAGCAGGUGGUGCAUCUUCUUCAAAGCCGAAAUUCAAAUUGAUCAUCAUGUCGGCAACGCUAGAUCAGAACAUUUUCGACAUGUUCCCGGACAGCAAGCGAUUGGAAAUUCCUGGUAGAACCUUCCCGGUGGAAACGUAUUACGCAAGAGAGUUUCUGAACAACUAUGAUUUGACAAAACCCAACUCCGAAAUCGACUAUGAGGGCAUUGCGAGGUGUGUCCACCUGGUUAGGAACCACGGGAAGUUUGAUCAUUGGGAAUUUUUGGAACAAGAGCAAGACGAUGAAGUCGAAAAUUAUAAUCCGGACAAAAAAAAUCAGUAUCAACAAGGCGAGAAAAUCUUCAAGGGCAAGGGGAAAAACGAAGGGAAAAGAAAAUUCCGGAGAAGGUAUGGGAAAGCAAUCUUGAUUUUCAUGCCUGGUGUCGGGGAGAUCAACAAGAUGUGCCGGGUUUUGAAAGGGGAAGACAGGGAUUUUCGCAUGAUUGACGAGGGGGACAACAGCAUGACGGCGCUGCCGUGUGAUUCUGUUUUACCCCUUCACGCCUCCUUACCCCAGUUCGAGCAGAAAAAAUGCUUCAAGGUUUUCGAUGGGAAAGUGGUGAUUUCUACGAAUGUGUGCGAAACCUCCAUCACGAUCCCGGAUGUGACCUGUGUAAUUGACUGCUGCCGGGAGAAAAGGUUGACGCUACGGAAGCCGGGGGACUCGGUCGAUGGGGAUGUGGGGAGAACUACAGAGAUGCUGAACACUAGUAAUUCCAACACCUCUGACGCGCUCGACGACGACACCAUCGAUUUUUUGCAAUCUUCGGCUAGCGAAAUGCAAACCUUGCGGCUUCCGGUCUUGCAAGAAAAGUUCUGCAGCAAGGCGAGCAUCGAACAAAGAAAAGGGCGCGCGGGUCGCGUGCAGCCGGGGAUUUGCAUACGCAUGAUUAGUCGGUCGUAUGCGGAGAAAAAGUUGGAAGCGAUAUCAACAUGAAAAAUCCCCCCUCCCCAUAUCAAAAUAAAAAUUUGUGAUGCUGAUUUGUGCGUGUGCCCAGUUAUUGCCCUUGGGCAUCUCCCACACCAGACCGCCACAGACGACCGCAAGUUCUUCUUACAGAGCAAGGACCGCCCCCCGAACUCCUCUGGAACCUUCUACCACAUGAGCACAUCAGUACACGGCUAACAGUCUCGACAGCCGAAGCGUUCGAUAUCCCGAACGUGUAUUGGCAAAACCAGUCUUCACACGGGAUAUUCCAUCCACGCCGGUUCUACGACUCGUCGUUGUUCGGAACUCCGUCCCCGGUGCGUGUACGUCGCGCAGAGCUUCAAGCUGAUUGGGUUGAACAAAAUCGACUUCUCGACGAUAUUUUCACCCAUACAACUGCUGCGGCUACCGCUUCAGCUUCAUACACUUCUUCGGAUUGCGAAGCGGCCACUUCGUCUACAACUACUGCACCGCAGAGCCCAUUUGUGGCUUCUACUCCAGAAAAACAGGUCGUAGAUCGCACUAACUGGUCCAUCCGACAAAUCGAAAAAGAUUACUUCCCGAGAUCGGGCGCGGCUCGUGCAACGAACCAGUAGGGCGGGUGAUUCCUUCACACUAGCGCCAUGCUCGGUCCUGGUCAAGCAGGUUCGAUGUUUGCGUUCAAUUACGACGAGUGGCUGGCGCAGCAAGAGCAUCGAUCUCGCGGCAACAGUGCUUUUCAACCAGUGCAGUCCGACUCGGAGUCUCCCUACCGGGGUCACCUGGAGGCGCCUGAAAGUCCUUCGCUCGGGAAUAAUAUCGUCAAGCAGCUGCAGUUUGACGAUGACGACGAUCCGGUGGCACAGGAGGCAGACCUAUCUGCUUGCCCUCCGGAAAAUCCAUUUUUACCACACCUAGCGGCCUCUCUGCAGUCGGAUGACGGGUCGCCGUUGCCAUUAUUGCCAUCUUUAGUAGUGGAACAGUUGCCGACGGUGUACAUGGGUCCGCUCUUAGAUUUCGUCGAACAGUCGGUGCUCCGCGACAUCGAGACAAACAAUCCGCUCGUCGCGUCACCGGUGCAGGAUGCAGCAGAGCCAUGGUGGCAGAGAAACAAGACCUCCACUCUCCAAAUCCAGGACCGGGAGCGCAACUGGGUUCCCACUGAGUGGGAAUUGUUGCACUACCCACCUUCCUUACCGCUGUCCCCUACUGACCUGAUCCGACCACUGCCGUACAACUUCAACGGAGCCGAUGCGCUGCAGUUCCCACUGGUGAACCCGUUCGAGUUCUCGGAACUACGAUUUGUGGAUGACAAGCUGAAGUACGCGGAACGGGCUUCGAUUUUCCAGAUCGAAAAGUACGAAAGUCGCUAUUUCCCGUCUGCUGGCAGGUUAAGCGACAUCCCCAGCAGUAGUAGUAGCCAGGCGUUCGUAGCUCCGGCAGAUGAAACCAAUCUCAUGGCGGAUCCUGCAAUGGUGAUGUCGGAGCCAGCUUCAGAACCAGCCCCACAACGAAGACGGCUCAAUCCAGGAGUCGGAUCUGGACCCGUGCAGCGCAGUCAUCAGCCGGCUCGCUGGACCCCGACCCCGACGGCAUCGGAGUUAAGCCGGAUGGCCCGGGGCGUGCAGUAACCGCCGGGCCCUACACAACUUCUAACAAACCCUUACACGGUUUUCGACCGACCUAUCAACGGACAUGCUCCUCGUGACGACCUUCAGCGCGAUUUUUACACACCGUUUCCUACAAGCAGUUUAUCCACCAUUUAAUUUUCUUCUAACAGAUGCGCAACUUUCUUCUCAUGCAGGUGCUUCACAUUUCCAGUAUGACACUGCAGCACGACAGCCAGUUUUUCUUGGCCAACUUUGACUUCCAGCGGAUACCAGAAAUAAAAAGACAUGCCAGACAACCAGAAGGCAACUAACACCCACUACCAGCUAAUGCGCCUGAAAAUGCAACAUCAACAAUAACCGCGAACAACUUGCACACUAAGGUCUUGGAUGUGAACACAUCGGCGAGCGGAUUAUCCAUUUAAAUUUCUAAACUUCAUUGUCUUUUUUAGUCUUCUCCUGGUCCCCGUCCUUGGCUCUUCUCUUUAGGCCCUUAUCGGAUGAGCUGUUUUUUCCGACUUGAUUCGGGUCUUGUUCGGACCUGCCGUUUGGUCGUGUCCUCUUGUUCUCCCUCCUCCCCUGCUACUUAGUUUUCCUGGGUCCUUGUUCUCAACUAGGUAAUCCUUGCGUCCUCCUCUCUACGAGCUUGACCUCUUGACUUCCCCCCCCCCCCCCCCCCCCUGUUCUUUUCCGACCUGCUCGGUCUCUGCGCUCCUUCCUUCUGUCCGUUUUUUAUCGCCUAGUAUGAGCCCUCACUUCCAGAGGGACAUCCUCCUAGCAAAUUUUAAAUUUCCUUUUUACAAGUUUACGGGCCUAAUUCUGUUAAGGCAACCAAGUACUUAGGUUUAGCAUUACAAAUUUCUCAAGUCUGCUUUUUUAACUUGAUAAAGUUAUAUCAGCAACAAGGGAUGGAUGUUCUAAGCGGUCUUUCUAAGCAUGGGAGUUAACAUGCUCGGAAAUAACAUCUCAAACAUACAGGACAAAGAAGUGUUUUUAGCGCGUUCGUCGUAAAGUUUGUCUGCGUAAAGUUUUGGCGCAUUCGUCUGUACUUCGUAAACUGACACGACAAAAAUAGACUCGGUAUCGUAUUCUGACCUCGUGAUUGCUCGACGUAAAGACUGAACUCAUUAAACAUACAAAAUUGAUCUCGGUUUUGCACGUACUGACAGUUGUGUUUUGACAAAACGCAACGUAGCCAUUCGCUUACGCGUAUAUAUGUGAUUUCACAUCCACCGUCCACGUUCGGUGCUCGUAGCUCGUCUGGCAAAAACUCGGUUCGUCUCGUGUGCCUCGUAGCGUCCUAGUUUUGCGCCCAUCGCCUUAGGUUGUUUCAUAGCCGUUGCAGGCUACGUCCCUAUGCUCUCCUCCUGGAGCUUGGAUAGGGACGAUUCCUUUUUUGCGCUGCUAAGCGGUUUAGGCACGGCGGCAGAGCAAGUUUUCACGCAGUGGUGAGCAUGCACCCACGGUGCACUGCGUGUGGACCGAAACUUGUUCUGUGCGAGCACCCACGUAGACCCCCAGGCCCUUUUCAUACCGCAGGUCCGGUAUGCCUGUUCUCGGUCUUCUGGGACCCCGUGUGGCUGUAGUCGUCCUGUUGCCGCUGGCUCUCUUAGCUAGCUCGUUCGUUCGUUCAGUACCGUGCCAUUCGUAUUCUGCAGCACUUCGUAAAGCCUUCCAUCUACUUUUCUAAAGUAUCUGACGUUUCCUUUUUCACCGCAGCGAUGUGCCUGCACGCACCACCAGAAGUGCGACGAGGUGCCAAUCGUGUUUCCACAUGUGCCAUCAGAAGUGCGUUGAUGCGCGAGGGUCGUGAAUGUUACAUACAUGCAGCAUGCCCUGCUGCAUGUACUUCGGGUCCGGAUGGAUUUGUCAUGCGGACACGCAUGCAUGGUUAUGCAUAAUCAUUUGCAUUCUGCACUGACCUAUCGCGGAACACGCACAUAAAGAAGUCACGAAGCCAUGACUUUUGUGUUGCCUGGUCCCCCCGGACCAGCACGGGGGACAUCCGACGGACGGCGACGCAGCAGCUCGGGUGUGGAAGCCAAGACAUAGAAGUACAAGAUUUACUACCAUCGCUGCGGAUCAUGAGGGGGAAAUAGAUUUUCCAGCGGUGCGAAGACUUAGUGAUAGCGAGCAACAUCGGUUUCUGCACAUGCGCAUCUCCGUCUUGGGCUUUUUAUCGGCUGGCCGAAUUUUUGAACUCCGUCUUCGGCAUUCCAUCCCCUUGACCGUCGCUGAAGCUUCUCCCCAUCCUGUUUACGAAGCAGUGCUUCACACGCGCGACCAGAACAUGCAGUCUUUUCUUCAACACGCUUGCCGACCGCUGCGGGAAAGUUCCAAAAAAUUUGCAUGCACAUCGGAGAAUAGUUUAUUUACGAUGGGGCUACUAGAACUAUUUAGAAAUAAAAUUUUAGUGGUUUACGUAAUCGGGGGGCGGCUUGAUGUCUGCGGCGGAUGAUGACAGUGCGCACACUCCUACAAAUACAUGGCUGCCGGGCUGCUUCCCGGUUGGUCUAGUACAAACAAACACUUUGGCACUGAUCCGCUAAACACCUUGCUGCCUGCCCCGCCCGCUCGGGGAGUAAUUAUCUCUAGACAGGGCACCAUCUGCGGUUGUCCUUUAGGGCGUUCGAGUCUAGAUAGAAUGCUACCAUGCGUAAAUCUUUCAUUUUGCAUGGGCUCCUGGUGGCUGCUUCCACCGUCGGGGAGUAUAAUCUGACCAAACAUAAGUCAUUGGCCACUGGGUCGCUGUGACGCCGUGCCUGCACGCACCAUCAGAAGUGCGACGAGGUGCCAAUCGUGUUGAUGCACGCACCGUCAGAAGUGCGUUGAUGCGCGAGGGUCGUGAAUGAAUGAAUGAAUGAAAUUUUUAUUGGUUUUAGUAUGGCCUGAUGCCAGUAGGGACGAACAGCCCGUAGACCUCCGAUGUGAUGCUGAUUUGUGGUCACAAAUCAUCGCUGUCUUCCUUAUAGGGCAAUAGGAGCCAUGUGGCGCAUUCCAAAGCCAAUCUGUCAUGCGCUUUCGGCUACUGCAUACCCGAACAGGCUGAGGAAGUGCCGUCAAGCACUUUCUGCAAGAGAAAGCUGAUUUGUGUACGCAAAUUCAGCAUUACAAACUUCGUUCUGAUAUGGGGUGGGGGGAUUUUUCCUCACAAUAAGCGAGCACCGAGGCGGAGAUGGAUAUUCUUCCCUUGGAAAAUAUGGAAGCGUCAGGUUUGAAAUCGACAAAGUUGAAAUGAUUUGUCAUGCAUAAAUUGCAAGGCAUGAAGUGCCUCUCUUGUAGGGGCGGCAAGUGAGGCCGACUGUCAGCCUGUUUCGGGUCUGCGGUAGAGCUGCUAAAGUAGCAUGACAAAAGACGCCCCCUGUCCCUAAACAGCACGACAAACAGGAUUUAGACGGCGCCGAAAUUUGUCAUGCGCCGCUUGUCUUCUUCCUGAUGUCCCACCUGCUCAAUUCUCUCCACCCCGGACCGACAUUUCCGGUUGCCCCGAUACUGCUGCAGACCCGACAGCUACCGAUAGCACCCACGUGGUGAAUUCACGUGGCCACCGGGGAAAGCCUCCCGCCCGUCCUCAACGCGCAGCUGCGGCGCCCUGUCCCCGGUUUUCUACACUCUCCUCGGCCCUCCAUCUAGAACUUGCUGUUGCCGAUUUCCAGAAAAGAUUACUCCAGAUAAGCCAACGAACCCCGGAAUGAAGGGGCCGCGCUCUGCCCCCACGAGCUUUCACUUGUGCGCGCUGGGGGUAGUGGCGUGUGCUGCUCCUGCCUGGUCGGCUUUGUCACCGGCUGGCACUCGUAAAACUAUCCUCCUAAAAGAUCCACAAGAUAAUAGAAAACUUCGUCCAUAAUGAGUAUGGAGAUGGUGAUGGUCUAGCCCGCAGCUCCUCCUAUCCGUUGCUGGUGACCUGGUCUGUUUUCUGACAAUAAGCGCUGUGUCGUCUAAUCUAUGGGUGCGAGUAGAUGUAUUAGUGCCCGGCGGGUUUCUCGCAGCAAUAAGGAAACUGGCAAGGAUAAACAUCUGUCUGUGCUUCCAGUGCGCAGAUGGACUGUGCUCUGCCAAAUAGUGAAGUAGUUUGGACUGCUCCAGUUCUGGUCCCGUUGCUGUAUAUUGUGCUCGGGUGCUGGGUGGAAAGGUCCAACAAAUAUGUUGGCGUGUGUGUGUGUGUGAGGAGGAUAGUUUGGAGUGCCAGGUCCGUUGGGCCCGGGGUGGCGGCGUCUUUGGGUUGAUCAACUCACCCGAAACACAAUGCCAUGCCCGCAGUAGCACAGUCUGUUUAUGUCAUGCGCCGCUUGGAAAUUGGGCUUCCAAGUGGUAUCGAUUUUAUGCAUUACAAAUUUUUUAUUCAACUUUGACGAUUUCGAUCCUGACGCACCCAUAGAAAACAUCAUCUUGCAACUUCUGGUCGGCUUGCAGGACGAAAAGUCGCAGAAGAUUCUCACCGGAGGAGGUGGGGGAACUACAUCUUCAAGCGGUGCGGGUGGUAGAAAUGAGAAUGUUACAACUUCUACGACAACACCAAGAGCAAUACCAACAUCCACAUCCUCUGUGAAGAACAAGAACACCAAGCGUGCCGCACAGCUCGAUAUCAUCGACACGUUUAAAGAGUGCCUCAAAUACGCCCCCAUAUGAAUUGCAAAACCAAAAGUAUCGUAUUCGUACUCGUAUAAAUACUAAACGGAAAAGUCCGGGAACGGGAAUUUUUGCAAAAAAAUUGUCACCGGCCCCGGCGCACUCCCCGACGUAGGUGCCCGCUUUCAGGUUGAGGAGAAGGUGCUGCAGGAGAUCGGAAGUCCAGCACCGCGAAAAAGGUGCCCGUCAGUCCAGGCACGGGAGCAUCUGGGCGAUUCGGCGAGCUUGUUUUCCCAGAUAGGACAUCAUUAUUCAAAAACUUAAAAAAUCAUCUUCAGGUACUCGCCGACUUACCUCUUUCCCGGGAAAUAAAGCACUAAUCUCCACACACUAAACUAGUUAAUCGCAUACAGUCACACUGAUGGUCUAGAUAAAUAAAAACCACUCUUAUCAUCAUUCAAAACUAGACUCAGGCCCACGUGUUGGGAGUAUGUUUUUGCGCCUCCGGAGAUGAACCAGAUGCACGCGGUCCGCUAUUCUCUCGCCCCGCCAAGUCCGCCACAAUCUCCACUUGUUGCACCACCUGGUGCAACAAUGCUACGUGACGGCCUACCUGGAUCACCUGGACGAACGACUCCUCCGAGGUAUGGCCUUCCGCCCGUCUGGUGCCGGAUCCGGACGCCCCUUGCGACAUCCUACGCAACCGUUCUCGCCUGUCUGACAUGAGGAAUUGCUGCUUUGAUUUUGAAUGCGUAAGUCGCUAUGGAGUGUUUAUCUAGCUAGUUUAGUGUGUGGAGAUUAGUGCUUUACUCUGCCGCCUUUCGUCCGGGCCCAGGUAAGGACUUCUUUUACUGCUCGAGCCUUCUCUCGGCAAUCUUUGGAGAGCAGUGAUUGAGCCUCCUCUGCUGCGCCUGAUUGUAGAGACCUUGACUUUGGUUGAUAUGUUUUUGCAGUAUGGAAUCAAUGAAACAAAGAACAACACACACAGGGCCGACAAACUUACCUCGCCGCGCCACCUAACAAUUUUUUUGCAAAAAUUCCCGUUCCCGGACUUUUCCGUUUAGUAAUAAAUGCAUUACAAGUUAUUUCCUCAGCAUGAAAAAUAUAAUUUGCAAUGCUGAUUUACCCGAAGAAAAAGAUUUGUAAUGCACGACUGCACUACGAGUGCGAUACUUUUGCUUUUGCACAGGAUACCCCAGUCCGCCCGUCGAUGACGCGAUUACCAUUGGGCUCACGGAACUUGAGUCGCUGGGCGCGAUUGAGUAUCAACAGGUGGUAGGAUCUACUACAACCAACACGGCACCCCAAUAUCUCUCGAAGCAGCUGCGCGUGACGCCUAUCCCACGAAAAAAGUGUUACAGUUACACAUUUGUAGUUAAUUCAGCAACACAAAUUUCUCUGCAUGAGACAGAAAACUUGUAAUGCAGAAAUCCUACGGGAAAACAGAAACACGUAUGAAACGAGGCUCCUAUGCAUAUACGGCAUGACAGAGCUUGUCUGCCUUGCUUGGCCUGCAACACAAUGUGUACUCCCGCAGAGGGAGCGAAAGAGCACGGCCCGAGCAAUUGAAACUGUCUUGAUUUGCAUGAAAGGGGCCCGAAAAUGAAACGCUCAGCGCUCCCCGGAAUCGAUUCAAAUAAAACGCGAACGCCUGCCGGGGCGGUUGGCAAAAGAAAGACAGGGAAGCGACCAGAGGCCGGCGCCUUGGGGACGGCGACGGCCCUCCCGGCGCCUGCGCUCCCAGGGCGUGACAAAUAGCAGGCAAGGCGGCCGCCGCAGCCGGCUCUGUCUUCCUUGUGCCCGUGCCGCGGCCGCUGCGUAGUUGUGUUGGUUGCCCUGAGUUUCAUUUCGUGCCGCCCUGCGAGAAUUUGCGUGGCUCUGGGCGAGCGGGCCGGACGCCCGUGGUACGUAGGGGGCGCCGAGUCUCCGCGUCCUUGCUUGGUCGCUGCGCCUUUGCCGCGGUUGGCGCGCUGCUCUGAGUUGCAUGUUGCGCCGCCCCGCGGGAAUUCGUCUGGCCCUGGGCGAGCGGGCCGGGCGCCAGUGGUAGGGGGCGCCGAGUCAGUCUCCGUGCCCUGGUCUGGCCGCUCUGUCGUUGCGGUGGUUGGUUCGUGCCUCUGAGUUGCAUGUCGCGCCGCCCCGCGGGAAUUUGCCUGGCCAUAGGCGAGCGGGCCGGGCGCCAGUGGUAGACUAGAGGGCGCCGAGUUUCCGUGCCCUCGCUCGCCUGGCCGUUGCGUCUUUUAGCUGGGUGGUUCGUAUGUAGUGAGGUCGCCGCACGGCUCUAGCCAGCCAGGGAGUUUUUUUGCCAUAUACCGUGAAAAACGGGCGGCAGUUUUCAAUCGGCCGGCGGUGUUUUUGAACAUAAAAAGCUUUCACUUGUCAAUCGGCUCUGGCUGACCUGGCACCGAAUCGCCAGCGGAUUCUAUCGGUCGCCGAUCUAAAAAACGACGCAGAGGAGUCAGCAAAAGGGGCGCCAUUCUGAGGCGCCUGGCGCACCUAAUUCCGCCGAUUUGGGGCGCCCUAAAAGGGGCGCCGAAAAAGUGCGAAGGCGGCAAAAGCUUCGAAUCCGCAUGCUUUGCGCGCCAUUUUUGGCCACUUUUCGAGGUCGCAAAGACGGCCAACAAAAUCGGGCAUCUGUAAUGUGGGGAGCAAUCCAAGGCGCGCGACUUUUCAGCAAAAAAAAACAAAAAGCGGAAAGCUCGCCAAAAUCUUAAAGCCAAUCAAACAAUCCGCAUGCCAUUGGCCCGAUUUGGGGCGCCCAGGGGGCCGGGCUUGGUGGGGGCCCUUGGGUGGCUAUAGCACUGGGCAGCGCAUCACAAGGCGAUCCUUGGCAAAUACCCACGCGCUCGGUUUCGUCGUGAUCUCGUGCUGUGUGGGUUUGUCGCUUUCGAAAUUUUUCCCGACAAGUAUUUUGCUGAUAUUUCAACAACCGAGCGGCAUAGCUUCAACGCUUUAGCUGCGCAGCGACGGUUAGAGCGACGACUGAAGCGCAAGCCACUGAACGAGAAACAGCAGCAAGCUUACGAUCGUGUCAGCGAUAUGGUUGGACGGUUGGCAGCGUACAAACUACAAAAUAGCGCGACGCAUGCCGCGAAUGUUGAGGCGGCUGCGACGUCUCCGCCGCUGAUUUUCCCGCCGCAACACAUUCAGGGACGACGGGGCACAGGCAAGACGCACCGCGGAAGAUGUUUGCGGGACAUGGUCACGGGCGCUGGCUUGCGGGGUGUGUGCUGCGCUCCCAGUGGCGCUGCUGCGCGAUUAUAUGGCCUCGAUGCCCAUACCAUUCACGCGCUCAUCAACGUGGCACCGUCACGAACUAAACUACAGCCGGAUGGUUUAGCGUUUGAAGAUAUUGUGACCCCUACGGCCGAAAACGAUGCAUGUUUGCGCUCGUUGGAUUUUACAUUGUGUGACGAAAUUUAUUCGGCGCAGGCGGCGUGGAUCUUCGAACUUGACGCGGCGUUGCGGCGUGCGCGAAGCAAUCCCGCGCCAUUUGGUGGCGUCAUUUUUGUGGGGAUUGGCGAUCGGCAUCAGCAGCUUCCCGUAUUAAACACGGCGGGUUUUUAUGGAUCACACUUGCCAGUCGCUCGCGCGGAUUUGCUAGCCCAUUCAGUGCAUGCCGUUUCGUUUUUGAAGAAGCCCGUCGCAGAACUGCACCAGUUGGACAAAUUGGAGCGAAAAAACGCGAACACCGAGCAAAGUUGGGCCGAUUUCGUCGAAACCUUGGCAACGGAAUCGCAAGACAUUGACUUGCACAGGUUUGCGCACGUUAACAAAAUAACAGCAGCAGAGCGCGUCGCUUUGUCACCACGCGCGCAAAUUUUAGCCGCUACGCAUCACCAAUGCCGUCGCUGGAAUAAACUCGUUCUCGAAACGCAUCGCGCAUUCAACCCCAGAGCUAAAGCAGUGACAUAUCGCGCAGAAGGGCGCUGCGAGUAUGCUCCCUGUGGGAGUAUCUGCGAAACAGUCCCCGGAGACGAUUGCCCGCCUAUCGACUUGGAGCUCGUCGAAGGGUCUCGCGUGGAAUUCUGUCGGCGUUAUGGGUCCGUCGUGAAGCACACGAAAGGCGUCGCGCGCUAUUUAGGGCGUGACUUUGUGUCGCUCGAAGUUGAAACCGAAGGCGAGGCCGACACACUUGACGCGGAGCCAUAUACCAGCAUGCUGCUUGUGCCGCGUCUGCCUAUUCGAGUGGUCGACGCUUACGGGGAAGAGCGUCGGCAUUUGCAAUGUCCCUUGCGGCUAGCUUAUUGCAAAACGUUCCACGCCGUUCAAGGCGUCACAGUAUCAGGCGAGUUGUUGCUUGACUCAGAUGUCGACGCGUUUACGCAUGGGGCGGGUUAUGUGGUGUUCGGGCGAGUUGAAGACGAGUCGCAAAUUACAACGGUUUCGCUCAAUGAUGAGAGGCCGGAAAAGCUGACCAACAUAGUGUGGCCGGAAUUUCUCGCGUGACUGAGCGCAUCCCGACCCGUCUGAUCCAUACACCGAAAAACACACGGCGACGCUUCAUACGUCGCACCUUACGCGCUUGCUCGCUGCUCCUUUCUGCGCGAUUGUGUUCCGGGAUGCUUCGUCAGUCCACUGCUCUACUUUGUUGCUCAGCCGACGACCUUGACAAUUUGAAAAACCGCGCGCCAUUGCUAAUUUUCCAGUCCGCUUGUCGUGGUCGCAGCAUUGUUUUGAGGUUUUUGAUCUGAUUUGUGCACCGUUUUGCGCGUUUUGCUGAGAACCGCCCGGCUUCGGUGCCAUUUUGUACCGUUUCGCAAACUGAUGGCGCAACUUGCGCGCAUUUUGAUCCAUUUGCACCAACUUGAGGCAAGUUUGCGCGUUUUCGUGCUUUUUGCAUAGCUUUCGCGGUCAUUUUGCUGCUUUUGUUAUUGAAUUAAGCCAAAGCAGUGCCAUUCUCGCCGUUUGCAAUGCUACUGGCUGCAUUUGUUGCGUUUUUGACUCGUUUGCAAUUGAACUAAGCCAAAACAGUGCCGCUUUUGCCCGUUUGCAAUGCUACUGCUUAUAUUUGUUGCGUUUUUGACUAAUUUGCAAUUGAACUAAGCCAAAACAGUGCCACUUUUGCCGGUUUGCAAUGCUACUGGCUACAUUUGUUGCGUUUUUGACUAGUUUGCAGCGUUUUCGUUGUCAUUUUGCACGAUUUCGCAUGCUAUUGACCUAAUUUGCGCGCAUUUUGUCCCGUUUGCUUUACAAAAACGCAGGCCCGAACCGCAACAAUUUGCGAAAUUUCGGCGAAUAUUCGCGGACUUUUUUUCGUCGCAUUUUCCUCGAUUUGGAACGUUUUUCGUGGCUUUUGCCAUCGUUUUGACGUUUUUGCGUCGAUUUUUGCACCAUUUUGCAAGUUUUGCAUCGAGAAAAAUUCAGCGAUUUUCGGUGCAUGUGUUGCGUGUUUCGUAACAUAAUUUAUAAAGUAACUGCAACACUUUUUUCUUGCGAUAACGCCGCUCGGACACUUGCUGGUGAAACUUCCGAUGGAUGCGCGGUUAGGGAAACUCCUGUAUCCCGUGCAAAAGUAUCGUACUUGUAGUGCAAUCAUGCAUUACAAAUCUUUUUCUUAAGGUACCCAAAUUUUAUUUCUCAUGCUGAGGAAAUUUGUAAUGUAUUUAUACGAGUGCGAUACUUUUGCAAUUCAUAUCCUGAUCUACGCGUCUAUUCUCGGCUGUCCCAUCGAAGGCGCUAGCUUGGUGGCCAUGCUAUCUGUGAAAAAUCCGCUGCAGAUAUCCUGAGAAAAAACGUCACCACCCCAGAUGGUGAUUUUGCUACACAAGCCCGGAUGUUUUGUGUGUUGCGCAUGACAAGUUUGGCCUCGUAUACGUAUUUUGAUCCUGUUUAUUAAUAGCCUGCGAAACCGCAUCACAAGUCGACCGUCUUAUCCUGAUUCUAGCAUGACAGACUCCCGGAUAGUACAACUAGCGGUAGUGUGAGACAGCACUGCUCAUGCGGCCCUGCGCAUAGGAAACAUUUUAGACCUGCAGAUUUGCAUGACAGCUAUGGGGAGGGACGUUUUUAAACAGGACGCCAGAAAAUUUGGACCAAGCAGGAGGCCGAGAAGCGGCUGCACUACCGCCGGAAGUAUUUGAAGCCGGGCGGAACGAAGUCGGAUCACUAUCAAAAGGAAAAAUGCCCCCUCCCCAUAUCGAAAUGGAAAUCUGUGAUGCGGAAUUUGUGUACACAAAUCGGCUUUGUCUUGCAGAAGAGGACUGCAGGCAGAUGCAGGACCUGAGUAGGGGCGUUUUGGCGUAGGCACCUAGCAGGGCAGGCGCGUCCUCUAUAGGCCACAUAGCAUCACAAAUUGCCUGCAGAACGCGGCGGGGCUUUUCGAUUUGCCUUCUUUCAGUCCAGAGACGUUACAAAUCAGCAUCGCAAAUUUUCAGAAGUGUUCCGCUUUGGUAUGGGAAGAGGGGUUUUUUCCUUACGAUAGCCACUGUUUUUUAGCGAGUUUGCUGCUGGUGAAGGAGAAAUACAACUUGUCUGAUGACUACUUUGCGGACGAAUUGAAAGUCCUGCCGGGAUCCAUCAAGGACGGCCUGAAACUGCGGAAACAGUAUGCAUUGCAAAUAUGUCUGGGUCUGGAACAAGAUGGCAACUUGUCAUGCCCAAUCUGAAUGAUGCAAAAAAUCUGUGUUGCAUGGUUGCCAACAGCCGUCCUUUUUUAACAAGUUGAGAGGGAAUUUCUCAUGCAGCAUAGGCAUGAAAGAGAUCCCACAGAAUCUGUCAUGCCAGGUGCUGCAUUGCAGACCUCAUGGGUCGUCAUGGAAACUGGCGUGACAAAUCUUACAUCCUGCUGCUUCCAGAUGCAGACAUAUUUGCAUUUGAUAAACAGUAUCUCCAGUCGAUGGCACACCUGGGUUUUCUGUACCAGCAAGACGCAAGAGCAGUGGCGACGUCCAGAAGUUCUGCUUUUCUUGAUCAUGCAUCACGGAGAAACAAUAAAUCUUCUGGCGUGGCGCGGUCUUCAUCUCCCUCGCCGAACUGGCAGUGGCAUCUGUUGAAGGCCGCAGUAUAUGACGUGCUGAUGCAUUACAAUCUCAAACGUAUACAAUAGAAUCUGGAUUUUGUAUUGCAUGAUGAGCAUAAGUAACAGACUCGGGGAGCAUUCCACUUGCUGCAAUACAAAUUUCGACAGUUUGUAGUGCGGUUUGGGACCACUCCGGAACUUGUCAGGCGCAAUCCUAUCAGAGUUGUUGGCUAGAUAAUUCACUUCUUGCAUCACAAGUUUCCAGAUUCUAUUGUAACGUUUGAGAUUGUAACACCUGAGCGGGCUAUACAGUAACGUCAAGUUUUUUCCUCGUGAAGACGGUCAAGCCCGCGCCGACGUUUCGAAAAAUCGGGUUGGGCAGUUCCAUAUCAGUUGCAAAACUAUUCUCGUACUACGUAGUGAUUGCUUUAUUGCAUUAGAAAUUAGCUCAGCAUGACAAAUGGACUUUGUCAUGCUUCUUCCCCUUGAGAACUAGAUUUGUAUUGCACGACUGCGAUUACAACUACGAGUCCGAUACUUUUGCAAUGCAUAUUCCACCGUGAUGGACUUACCGGACCCAAUAUCAAACAAAAAAGUGUUAACGUUAACGGUUUUCACAGUCAGAUGGCAGUUAUACAUUACAGCUUUUGCCUUCCAUGCAUGCUACGCAAUACAAAUUUGGGCACCUUUUGUGAUGCGUUACUGCAUCACAAAUUCCGUUAACGUUAACGCUUUUGCUUGUGAUACCCAAUGCUGACCAAGUAUUUCCAGCUCGAAAGGGACCCCUUUGCGUACAAGGUGAAUUAUGAAUUGCAAAAGUAUUAUCGUAUUCGUAUAAAUGCAUUACAAAUUUCCUCAGCAUGAGAAAUGAAAUUUGUAAUGCGGAUUUGCUUUCAGAAAAAAAUUUGUAAUGCAUGAUCGCAAUACGAGUACGAUACUUUUGCACAGGAUAUGAAUGCGAUGAGUACGAAGAGUGGGACGAAAAGUGUUACGUCACAGGUGGUGAAAGCGAAAAGUAUGAAGAUAAGCGAGGGAACUACAAAGAUCUCCAAACGCGAGGACGGAGAUUUAUUUCCUCCUGAAGCAGGAAAAAUAUCAGCGCAGCCACGACUAGUACCGGAUGUCGAUGCAGAUGAAACUUGUGGAGCUGGUAGCGAGCAGAAGCAACUUAUCAAAUGCAAAAGUGUCUGGAUCUGCGGGGGUGUAAACUUGUCAUGCAGGUUUUCCAUGACCUUUGAGGUCUGGAAUGCGGGCCCUUGCAUGACAGAGUCUGUGAGGUCUCUGUCAUACCUACCCUGCAUGAGAAACUCCUUUACAUUUUGGUCGAAAGUGGACAGCUUUUGGCACUCAUGCAACACAGAUUUUUGCAUGAUUCGGAUUCAGCAUGACAAGUUGCAAUCUUCCAGACCCAGACACUUUUGCAAUCCAUACAACUGCUUCUCAAAUACCAGCAGCAGAAAAAUCCACUGCGGUAUUUGACCAAUGUAUCGCAAGAAAAAACUGUUUCACUGUGAACCUGUGAUGCAGAGAACGAAGCGCCAAAGUCUUUGUCUUGCUACACCUGCAACACAACGGAUUUUUAGGCGUGUUUUCCCUUGGGAAACGCGCAUGACAAAUUUUCUGUGUCAUGUGUAGCAAACUUGUGAUGCAGAUCUUGCAAAACCAUCACAGUGAAGCAGUUUUUUCGUGGGAUACAAUGCCAACUCCCUGUUCCACUUUGAGGGUCCGAGUCCGGAAACGAGUUACAUGGUGCACACCAACCUUUUUCUCGACCAGCAAUCGAAAAAACUCACGCUCGACACGGUUUCCGAGGCCACCCCGCUUAUCAACUGCAAAAAUGUCCGGGUCUUGAAGAUUGCCAGGCUUGUCAUGCAUAUUUUGAAUGAUCCAUGAUGUCUGUGAUGCAUGCCCUAGCAUCACAGAUCUUUAGGGGACUUUGCGAUGCCUCUACCGCAUGAGAAAUGCCCUUUCCGUGUAGCACAAACUGGAGUCCUCUUGCUGGUCAUGCAAUGCGAAUUUUUUUAGAAUCCAGAGACAGCAUUACAAGUUUAGAACCUUCCAGACCCAGAAUUUUUUGCAAUCCACCCCGCUGGCGGUGCUGCUACUCGCGACGUUUUUUGAGAUUGAGUGGAAACCCAACGGAAUUAUCAGCAUCGACGAUGGGAAGUUGAUGUUUACCACCGUCGGGACCGCAAACGUCGCCCAGCAACUGCUUGGUGCAAACAACAGCUCGUCUUCAUCCGGUGGUCUUCAAAGUGCUGCGAAAGGUGCCUCCUCCUCUUCUUCUUCUUACGCCGCGAAGGUAAAUAACCGCAUCUCAUUUCUGAUCAAACGGCUACGGUAUGAGCUGCGAGAAAACGUGCUGAAGAAAAAAAUCGCCGAUCCCUUCGGCUUAUCAAAUGCAAAUAUGUCUGGGUCUGGAAACUUGUGAUGCAAGUCCGUGAAGAACAAUAAGUGCUCUGUAAUGCGCCGCCAGGCAUGACAAGUUUCUUCGUGCUUCUCUGCUGCGUAUUUCGCAUGAGAAACUGCGCUUUGCAUGACAGGCAAGAGAGCCUCUUGGUGGCCACGCAAUACAGAGUGCAUAGUCAUGCGAGACUAGCAUGACAAUCUUUCAGAUCCAGACAUAUUUGCAUUGGAUAUGGCUUUGAUAUCUACGCGGCAGACGAUGGCAGUUCGUCAAGCGAAAUCUUGCAAGUGGUGCGAAAAAUCCUAGCCACGGACGGGAUGGGGGGAGCGACGACGUCGUAGAAAAAUCGAGGCACAGUAGGAUGAUGUUUAACAGCGGCCAGCGUUCUCACAACACUUCUAGUAGACACUAGCACAACUAUAUUUUUGUUAGUGUUGAACAACAAACAACCGGAAAAAAAAUGUUCUAAACGUGGCAUCUCCCUGGGAAAAGUAAAACGAAAAGAUGUUCUUCAAGGGGAUGAAGAUCGUGACUUUGUGACUACCUAGUUGUAGUACUCACUAGGUCGUGGUCCUGUUGUGCGCCAUCUGAUUACAACGGUUUUCCUAGUAUUUCCACCUCGGCGAGGAUGAUUGAUGAUUGACGAAGUAAAAGUUAGGCCUUGAACGACCUUUGAUGUCGUGCCCGGGCACGGAAAGAAAGAAAGAAAGAAAACGGCUACAACUUAGGCGAUUGAUAUUUUUGCCGUUGAUCAAUCCAUCUACAGCGUCCUUGUCGGUGAGUAAUAAAAUGAUCAAUGACAUCAACUGUUGAGAAU